UAGUCACAGUCGACGUCUGUUUAACAUCACAUCACCAUCACAUGAGAGCAAGUUAGACAUCUUGAUAGUAGACAUCUACACAUAUCACAGGAAAUUUCUAGUUCGCAAGGUUAAGCAAUACAUUAAGGCGAUGAUAAUCCUAUUGUUAAUAUUGGUGCUCGUUUGCUGCUACUGGGCGUAUUGGAGUGUUGAAGCCAGGCGCUUAGACCGGGCCACCGCCACCCUGCCAGGUCCACCGACUCUACCUCUACUGGGAAAUGCUACGCUAUUCAUUGGUAACUCUGAAAAAAUUGUCAAAACUCUCGAUGAAAUAGCGGCAUUGAGCUAUAAACAUAAAGGAGCUGCAAAGCUCUGGCUUGGUCCUAAACUUUACGUAGCUGUAAGUAACGCGGAAGACUCGAAAGUUAUUCUGGAAAAUUGUUUAGACAAAGAUGUCGUUUACCGUUUUCUACGGCCAUGGCUUGGACAUGGACUUUUUGUCGCCCCACUUAAUUUGUGGAAAUCACAUAGAAAAGUACUAUUACCGGUGUUUAAUAAUAAAAUUGUAGAGGAUUAUUUAGAAGUAAUCGGAGAACAAGCAGACAUAUUGGUUGAAAGACUUUCUGAACAAAUUGGCAAGGGAUACUUUGACAUACUACGAUACGUUACCGCCUGUACACUGGACAUCGUAUUUGAGACAGCGAUGGGUGAACGUAUGGAUAUCCAGCACUCCCCGGACACGCCGUAUCUGCGCGCACGACAUACCGUCAUGACGAUUCUUAACAUGCGUUUCUUCAAGGUAUGGCUCCAACCAGACUGCCUCUUCAAUUUGACUUCCUACGCCAAAGAACAGAGCGAGAACAUCGAUCUUACACAUAAGUUUACAGACGAGGUGGUUCGAAAACGACGACUACUAUACGAGCGAAAUAAAUCUAAAGAAAAACAUGAUAAUUCAGACGGCAAGCUCCGUGUAGUAUUGGACAUGUUAUUCGGAAGAGAGAUAGAAUUCACCGAUGAACAGCUACGAGAGCACAUCGAUUCUAUAACAAUUGCUGGCAACGACACCACCGCGCUGGUUACAGCCUAUACCCUCGUUCUGCUUGGUUUACAUCACAAUGUGCAAGAGGAAGUCUAUCAAGAACAACUCUCUAUCUUCGGUACAUCAAGACGAAAUGCUACAAAAGAAGAUGUUCAGGACAUGCACUGCUUGGAGAGAGUAAUAAAGGAAAGCAUGCGUCUGUAUUGUGUCGUGCCUAUCGUAGCUAGAAACAUUGACAGGGAAUUAUAUUUACCUCACUGCGGAGUAACAUUGCCAGCUGGGACAAGCGCGGUAGUUGGAUCGUUUGCGGUCCACCGCUCAAAAGUUGAAUGGGGUCCGAAUGCUGAUGAAUUUGAUCCCGACAGGUUCUUGCCUGAAAGAUCUGUUGGUCGACAUCCUGCUGCUUUCUUACCAUUUAGUUAUGGACCCAGAAAUUGCAUCGGUCGAAAUUUUGGUAUGAUCAUAGCGAAGAGCAUAAUCUCCAGCAUUAUUAGAUCAUACAAAAUGGAUGCUCAAGAUAUUGGACCAUUGAAAAUGGAACUUCUACUGUUUCCUAUUAAGGGACAUCAAGUUCGCCUUACGAAAAGAUAACAUGCUUAUAUAGUCAGAAUACCUGAUUGUAGAUUAUCACCUUCUCAUUAACUAAGUCUGUGCUGCUGAAUUGGCUUAAAAUCAUGUUUUUAUAUGAAUAUUUCGGAUAUGCGAACUUAAAAUAUGUCCGAUGAUUAAUGAAUUGCAAACCGUUUAGACUAAUAUAUUUAUUGUAAUUUAAU
Molecule: messenger RNA, 1791 nt
Organism: Papilio xuthus (Asian swallowtail)
Lineage: Eukaryota; Metazoa; Arthropoda; Insecta; Lepidoptera; Papilionidae
Product: cytochrome P450 4c3
Exons: 11
Coding region: 131-1609 (492 amino acids)
Molecular function (GO): oxidoreductase activity, acting on paired donors, with incorporation or reduction of molecular oxygen; heme binding; iron ion binding
Source: RefSeq, a predicted model, not a curated record